AUGUGCUUCUAAUACUCAAAUCCCAAUCUCUAAGAUAACAACUCAAUCCUAUUUGGAAUGGGAUUUCUUAGUUUUCCCACAUCUACCCCUUUUCUAGUCUAGAUUCAGACCUUCUAUGCUUAGAACUCCCUUCUUUGAAUCAAUUUUGAACUCUUCUUUUGUGCCUCUUGUUGAUGACUUUCAAUCUCCGUAAAUUUCUUCAAAACUUGAGUAGAUUUAGGGAUAAGUCAAGGAAAUUUUUGUGAUUUUUCUGUUUUGAGAGGGGCUGGCGACGGGGCAAAGAAAGAAACGGGUUUGGGUGGCUAGGGUUUGGCCGGAAUCGAGGAGCUUUUCAGAUGAAGGUUAUGGGCCCGUUCCAUCAAGGUGGUGUGGAGUCUGUCAAAGUGGAAAUGGAGAUAAAUUCCAUUGCAGCAGGUCCAUUCUUUACACUGCACUUCUUCCACUGUGCACUCGCAUGCCAAGUGUGCGUUUACGGGUCAUUAGUCAAUCAAGCGAUUUGUUCAGGAAACAUUGUUAUGAAAUCAGUCCCCAAACUUCUCUUAACAGUACAAGACCUUAACUAUGAAGUUCUUCACAUUUAAGGACUAAACUUCUAAUAUUUUUACAUUUAAGGAUAGAUAUGUUUCAUUUUUACUCUUGUGACUCUGAAAAUACUCAAAAACAUGUUUUCUUAUAAAGGUAUACAAGUUUC
Molecule: messenger RNA, 691 nt
Organism: Rubroshorea leprosula
Lineage: Eukaryota; Viridiplantae; Streptophyta; Magnoliopsida; Malvales; Dipterocarpaceae
Source: the annotation of a GenBank genome assembly